Messenger RNA from Dentiscutata erythropus, 230 nucleotides. Lineage: Eukaryota; Fungi; Glomeromycota; Glomeromycetes; Diversisporales; Gigasporaceae. The record is from the annotation of a GenBank genome assembly.
GCCGUCCUGCCAAGUCCUCUUCAACAACUAAUAAUACUUCUAAAUCAUCUUCUUCAACAACUAAUAAUACUUCUAAAUCAUCUUCCUCAACAACUAAUAAUGCUUCUAAAUUAUCCUCUUCAACAACUCAUAAUACUUCUAAAUCAUCCUCUUCAACAACUAAUAAUAUUUCUAAAUCAUUUUCGGCUAAUGAUUUAUCUUCAAAAAAAAAAGAAAGAAGACCUAUUUGA